Molecule: messenger RNA, 1719 nt
Organism: Cucurbita moschata (crookneck pumpkin)
Lineage: Eukaryota; Viridiplantae; Streptophyta; Magnoliopsida; Cucurbitales; Cucurbitaceae
Product: B3 domain-containing transcription factor LEC2
Exons: 6
Coding region: 166-1527 (453 amino acids)
Molecular function (GO): DNA binding; DNA-binding transcription factor activity
Source: RefSeq, a predicted model, not a curated record
CAGUCUCUCCGCCGCCUCGGACCGCUCAUUUCCCUCUCCCAAACCCCAUUUCUCUCCCACCCUUUUUAACCCCCACUCGCUCGCCUGACCUACACAUCCAAAUAAGACUUUACUUUCAACCAUCUCCCCAACUCUCUUUUCCUUUUUGUUUUAAUUACCAUUCAUAUGGACGAUGACAACCACCACUACGAUCUGCCUCCACUCUCCUCCGCCACUCUCUCCGCCGCCACCAUUCUCCUCUCCCAUCCUCCUCCUCCUCCACAAGACUCCCAUCUCCCACCUAUUCUCUCACAACACUGCUUAGGCUUCUCCUCCCCCGCCCCAAAAUCCUAUUUUUUCACAAACCCUCCUCCUCCUCCUCCUCCUCCUCCGCCCCCUCACGACCAACCCCCAUCCCAUUUCCCGCCUUCCUCCGCCUUCCUCUCCUACGGCUUCAACGAUCUCUCAACUUCUUUAUUUCAAAAAGACGAAGGAAGAAGGGUUCUUGAUGCUUGGAGUACCAAAGUGGCUAGAAGUAAGAGAAGACUCGCCCGCCAAAGAACCCUUACUUUAAGUCGAACCUCUUCUUCUUCCUCCUCCACCUCCGCCGCCUCCUCUUCCGGUUUUGGUUAUAAUAACGAUGAGUAUUCAAAGGGAUUAAUGGCUACCCACUUCCUGAACACCGAUACACAUAACAACGCCAAUCCGAAUAAUUUUACCCUCUGCACGCCAGAUAACAAGAUUCUUAGAAUGCUGCUGAAGAAGGACCUGAAGAACAGCGAUGUGGGGUCUUUGGGCAGGAUCGUCCUCCCCAAGAGGGAGGCAGAAGAGAAUCUACCAUUGCUCACUGAUAAGGAAGGCAUCCAAAUUGUGAUGAGAGAGGUCCACUCAAACAAAAAAUGGGCCAUGAAAUACAAGUACUGGGCGAACAACAGAAGUAGAAUGUAUGUGCUGGAAAACACAGGUGAUUUUGUUAGACAAAAUGGUCUGAAGAUAGGAGAUUUAAUGACCCUUUACGAGGAUGAAUGCAAGAACAUGUACGUGGCGGUUGUGAAAGGUGAGAAUGAUUCAAGGGAAGAAAAUGAGGAGCUGGUGAGGAACAACAAGAACAACAACAACAAGAACAACCAGCAGUGUUCUUUCACAAACAUGUGCAUUAAAGACGAAGAAGAGGACGCCUCUUUAGCUAUGUUGAUCGAAGAGCUCAAACACAAGCCAGAAGACGAGGACCGCCCGCUGUCCUGCAGCAGCAGCACUAGCAGCAGCAGCAACAGCAGCCACAACAACAACAACAACGCCCUCAUGGCUUCGGAUUCAUAUUUGAGCACUACUCCGCAGCCCUCCUCCUCCGAUAUGAUGGGAGCUGCUGCAAAAGGGAUUUAUAAUAGUAUUAAUAAUAAUAAGAAGAAGAAUGGGAAUAAGGAAGGGGGGGAGGAUUUGCAGGCGGGGAAUGGGUUGGAGGAUUGCUUUAGAGGGCUUGAUACUCUGCCGGAAGUUAGUGGAUUCAAGUUCCCUCUUUUUGACUAUUUGAGCAAUGACAGAACGUGAACAUAUAAGGCCCACCAUUCAGCAACCGCUCGCCAGAUGCUCUGUUUUUGUGUAAUCAUUAUAUUAUAUAUGACACUGUUCUUGUUCUACCUACUUUCUGGCCUUCUCUUCUUCUAUCUUCUUUGCUUUUGUUAUACUUAUGAACACCCUUGUUAAUUUUGUUGAUAUGGCCAGCCUUGUUUAAUCCUUUUA